This is a messenger RNA of Amaranthus tricolor (Joseph's coat), 660 nucleotides long. RefSeq names its product nodulin-related protein 1-like. The transcript has a single exon. NCBI's taxonomy places the organism in Eukaryota, Viridiplantae, Streptophyta, Magnoliopsida, Caryophyllales, Amaranthaceae. The record is from RefSeq and is a predicted model, not a curated record. Bases 79 to 477 code for a protein of 132 amino acids. Gene Ontology annotation, biological process: regulation of abscisic acid biosynthetic process; response to heat.
CCCAUUAAUUUCCAACAUUAAAACAUCCAUAACUUGAACAAAUUAAAUUAAUAAAUAUAUCAAAUUAAUUCUUGAAUCAUGGCAGAAGAAGCUUCAAAAAACCACACACCAACAUCAGCAUCGGAUUUGAUGACAAGCGCCAAGACAGUAGCCGAAGCAGCACAGUUGGCUGCUUCCCAACAAACAGACAAGAUUGACAAGGCUAAGGUUGCCGGUGCGGCUGAAGACAUUCUAGAAGCUGCUAAAAGCUACGGCAAACUCGACGAAAAUAGUGGUAUUGGACAAUAUGUAGGCAAGGCUGAAGGUUACCUUCAUCAAUUCUCAAGCUCCUCUGAAACUGAAACUAAAACUGAAGCUGCUCCUCCCAAAGAUGGUGAUCAGGAAAAGGAUAAGGCUUCUCCUCACAAGGAAGAGUCUAAAGGUGAAGAUGGUGGGUUGAUGAAUGUGGCUAAAGGAUUAGGGGGUUUCUUUAAAUAAUAUAUAUGUCAAUAAAGUUUUAUGGAUCAUGUUGUUUACUUGUAGUCUCUUAAGUAAGAUGUUAUGUUUCCUUAUAAUUUGAUCUAUGCAUGUUGUUUUAGUUUUGUUAUGAAAAUGUACUUUGGACAUUUCCCUAGUAUGAUUCCUUUAGUUAAAGGGUGUUUCGCAAAUUAUUGUUCGUUA